AUGAAUGAAAAAGAAGACACUAUUUAUUAAUCUUUUAUAAAUUCAGAAGGAAGUUUACCAUAUGAAAAUCAGUUUGAAUAAUGUUAAUAAUGUGUAUAACUAUAGCAAUAUGUUUAUUAAUUGGAAUAGGAAAUUACAGAGUUAAAUAAAAUCAUGUAAACAUAAGUAAAUAUUAAAAGAGAAAUAGUCAAAGAACUAAAAACCUUAAAACAUACAGAUACCUAAAAAAUUAUCGUUUUGUAAAUUGUAAGGAAUCAGUAUGAAACAUCACAGUAAUCAUCAUUUAAGCAAGAGUCUUAAUGAAGAUUAAAACUAAAACACAAAAAGUAUGUUCACAAGUUCUGGACAUUUGAAGAGAAAGAUUUUUGAUGAAGUAGAAGAAAAGACCAGCACUAAAGCCCUUUAAUUUUAUAAAUUAUGA
Molecule: messenger RNA, 421 nt
Organism: Paramecium sonneborni
Lineage: Eukaryota; Ciliophora; Oligohymenophorea; Peniculida; Parameciidae
Source: the annotation of a GenBank genome assembly